CGUACUCCUUACGCUCUUCUCUCACACACAAACGCACGCGGCAACUGCAGCAGUUUUGAACUAGUUCCCGCUCUUCCCUUCCCUCCUCUUUUUUGAACCCCCCCGUUUGAUUCCCUUUUUUGGGGUCCUAAAACGGUGCUUGUUUGUACCUGUUCGUCGCAAGGGGACCUGGGGCCUGGAGCUUGUCAAAAAGGAACCAUCGAGCUUGUUUUCACUACCAAUACUCCACACAAUCGAGUAUACGUAUACGUACUCCCCGACGUCGUCUCUUCUUCACGUCGAAGCUCAGGUUGGCUGUACCUGGCGGUCGUCGGCAUGGCUUCCCAUCAGCGGGAGGAUACUACGCCAUUCCUUCUGCAGCUUUUCUAUAAGAAUGGGUCAUUUCACAGAACAGACGAGUUCACUUCGAGGAGCCUUCCACCCUUCCUGUCACUCUACACAUGGCCCGACUGUUCCCUAGACGAGCUCGCCGAGCUCAUCACAGCUGAAGACCCGGCGCUGCUACCGAGCCCUUGCGUGGGCACGAGGCUCGCCUUCCGCCUCAUCUACCCCGACACCCGCAAUGCGGCAGCCAACGCGGGAGGGCACCAUCACCACGGACAAGCGCAGGGGCCACGGUUCAUGGUCAAGGACCUGGGGAGCGUGGUGCUCGGGGACGGCACGGCGGAUGCGCUCCUGGCUGCCGACGGCGAGGGGGAGGAGGGGGUAGACGAUGUUGACAUGUCUGGCGCUGCUACUGCCGGCGGCGGCGCCCAACAACCCGACGACGCUGACUCGGCCAAGGACAAGACGCUUAAGGAGGUCAAUUUCGUGGUCGGGGACUACGUCUCGUGCGCUAUACUGCCGCCGCUGCCGGACGGCUCGGUGGCGCCGGCCUUGACUGCGCGGAACGAUAGGGCGGCGGGGCAGUUUGGCGGUGCGAGAGGCCCGAUGGGCGGUCCGCCGUCGCAGGGGUCGCGUCGGGACGCUGGGUUCGGGGGACGGCAGAGCUGGGAUAGAGACCGCCGGCGCUCUGGGUUCGGAGACGGUGGGUUCCCCGAGGGAGAGUGGCGGAGGGGCGAGAGGCUGCCUGAUGACCCACCGGACCGGUCUCGUGGUAGAGGU
Messenger RNA from Colletotrichum phormii, 1104 nucleotides. RefSeq names its product Sin3 associated polypeptide p18-domain-containing protein. Lineage: Eukaryota; Fungi; Ascomycota; Sordariomycetes; Glomerellales; Glomerellaceae. The transcript is spliced from 2 exons. Gene Ontology annotation, molecular function: transcription factor binding. The annotation marks the transcript as partial. The record is from RefSeq and is a predicted model, not a curated record. Gene Ontology annotation, cellular component: nucleus.